Messenger RNA from Budorcas taxicolor (takin), 537 nucleotides. It is a transcript of the gene SAPCD1, whose product is annotated as suppressor APC domain containing 1. NCBI's taxonomy places the organism in Eukaryota, Metazoa, Chordata, Mammalia, Artiodactyla, Bovidae. The transcript has 5 exons. The record is from RefSeq and is a predicted model, not a curated record. The coding region runs from base 1 to 537 and encodes 178 amino acids.
AUGGGGAGCCGGGGUCCCGGUGGGUGGCCCCUGGUGCAAGCCCCCUACACGGUUCUGUUGCUGCCACUGGAGACAAGCCGCCAAGACCCAGGGGCCCGGAGCUUCUUCCUCUGGCUGCAGAGGAUGCAGGCACUGGAGCGGGAGCAGGACGCCCUUUGGCAGGGGCUGGAGCUGCUGGAGCAUAGCCAGGCCUGGUAUGAGGGCCGUCUGAGGGAAGCUCAGCAACAGCAGCUGCACGUGGGGGCCCUUGGUGAGAAUUUUCUAACGGAUUUACACUCAGAGCCCGGUGGCCCCCAGUUAGCCCAGAUUCAGAGAGUGAACAUCUGCUUGCAGAAUCUGCUUCAGGGGAAGUUCUUCCCACAUCUCCCAAACAAAGCUAGUUCCUGCACCACCCAGGACUGGAAGGGAAGGCCAAGGAAACAGGACACAUGGCGGCAACAGGAGAUGUCAAGGCAGCAGAAAGGAGGCAUUCAGCAAACAGGGGAGACGGCUCAGCCAGGCUGCCCCCAUGGACGGAGGGGCCCUACCCGUGUCUAA